Molecule: messenger RNA, 261 nt
Organism: Verticillium alfalfae VaMs.102
Lineage: Eukaryota; Fungi; Ascomycota; Sordariomycetes; Glomerellales; Plectosphaerellaceae
Exons: 1
Coding region: 1-261 (86 amino acids)
Source: RefSeq, a predicted model, not a curated record
AUGGCGCCCGGUCACGAACGGCGAGCCAGCCCUGGUCGUCCCGUCAAGGAAGAGGAGCAGGAGCGUGGCAGGCGACGUCAGCGCUCUGAAGAGCAAGAUGCGCAGGAACAAGAUGACGGCGAAGACGGCAAAGCGGGGUCGUCCAACUCGGACGGCGGACCUGCCCGCAAGAGGAGGAGGAGCCGCAAGGGUCUGGACAAGAAGUUUGAAUGCCCCCAGGAGGGCUGCGGCAAGAGCUACUCUAGAGCGGAGCAUCUGUGA